AUGAGUCACGAACUCAAAGAAACGUUCGUCGCGAACUUAGGAGAAUGGGAAUGGGACGAAUCUUGGCAAUCAUUCUCGGAGCUUGAUCCAGAAUUCUUUAGGGCUAGCGUGGGAUUGAAAGCUGUCCCGAAAAAGAGCAGGCAUCUUUCGCCUAAGGUCCAGGGCUUGAUUGCCCUGGCUGUCAACUCUUCAUCAACACACCUGUACGCGCCAGGUAUCAGGGCGAAUAUUAAGGAGGCUUUGGCUAAUGGAGCCACUGGCGCGGAAAUAAAAGAAAUCAUCCAGCUUACAUCUACGCUUGGUGUACAUGCAUGCAACGUUGGCGUCCCUACAUUAGUAGAGGUCAUGAAGGAGGAAGGGCUUUACGAUAGUCACCCAACAGCAGGAAAGCCUUUGGACGCUUCGAAGCUUCAGUUGCAGAAAGACUUCACCCAGAAGCGCGGUUAUUGGCAUAGUUUCUGGGAAGAGUUCCUUGCACUGGAUCCAGACUUCUUCGCGGCAUAUACCACCUUUUCCUCAGUCCCAUGGCUUCCGGAUGACACAAAGAACAAGAACUUAGGCGUCUUAGAACCGAAGUUCAAAGAACUAAUAUACUGCGCAUUUGAUGCCGCGGCUACACAUCUGUAUCGUCCGGGACUAAAAGAGCACAUGAGGAAUGCGCUGCGGUACGGAGCGACUGUGGAAGAAAUACUCGAGGUUCUUGAAAUUGCAUCGCACCUCAGCAUUCACACAGCUAAUCUAGCUUACCCAAUACUAGCCGAGGAACUCAAAAGUAAGCAUUGA
This is a messenger RNA of Bipolaris victoriae FI3, 783 nucleotides long. RefSeq lists its product as hypothetical. NCBI's taxonomy places the organism in Eukaryota, Fungi, Ascomycota, Dothideomycetes, Pleosporales, Pleosporaceae. The transcript has 2 exons. Gene Ontology annotation, molecular function: peroxiredoxin activity. The record is from RefSeq and is a predicted model, not a curated record. Bases 1 to 783 code for a protein of 260 amino acids.